Molecule: messenger RNA, 2296 nt
Organism: Labrus mixtus (cuckoo wrasse)
Lineage: Eukaryota; Metazoa; Chordata; Actinopteri; Labriformes; Labridae
Product: GATA zinc finger domain-containing protein 14-like
Exons: 4
Coding region: 1-2163 (720 amino acids)
Source: RefSeq, a predicted model, not a curated record
AUGAAGCUGGUUAUCAACCUGAUAAUGGAGGACAUCAACGAGCACACAGCAAAGGAUAAAGAACAGGUACAGUCAGACAGCAUCCCGACUUCAGUCAGUGCAGAGAAGACGAGUCAGCAGAACAAACUAAUAAAAAAGAACCUCCUCGACCAUGAUGAUGAGAAUCUGUGUCUUCUUUCUUCUGUUAGUUGCUUCAAGCAACGGACAGACAACAACAACAGCUGCUGCAACAACAACCACAGCUGCUCCAACAACAACCACAGCUGCUCCAACAACAACCACAGCUGCUCCAACAACAACCACAGCUGCUCCAACCACAACCACAGCUGCUGCAACAACAACCACAGCUGCUCCAACCACAACCACAGCUGCUCCAACCACAACCACAGCUGCUCCAACCACAACCACAGCUGCUCCAACAACAACCACAGCUGCUGCAACAACAACCACAGCUGCUCCAACCACAACCACAGCUGCUCCAACCACAACCACAGCUGCUCCAACAACAACCACAGCUGCUCCAACAACAACCACAGCUGCUCCAACCACAACCACAGCUGCUCCAACAACAACCACAGCUGCUCCAACCACAACCACAGCUGCUCCAACAACAACAACAGCUGCUGCAACAACAACCACUUCUGCUCCAACAACAACCACAGCUGCUCCAACAACAACCACAGCUGCUCCAACAACAACCACUUCUGCUCCAACAACAACCACAGCUGCUCCAACCACGACCACAGCUGCCCCAACAACAACCACAGCUGCUCCAACAACAACCACAGCUGCUCCAACAACGACCACUUUUGCUGCAACAACAACCACAGCUGCUCCAACCACAACCACAGCUGCUCCAACCACAACCACAGCUGCUCCAACCACAACCACAGCUGCUCCAACAACAACCACAGCUGCUCCAACAACAACCACAGCUGCUCCAACCACAACCACAGCUGCUCCAACAACAACCACAGCUGCUCCAACCACAACCACAGCUGCUCCAACAACAACCACAGCUGCUCCAACAACGACCACUUCUGCUGCAACAACAACCACAGCUGCUCCAACAACAACCACAGCUGCUCCAACAACAACAACAGCUGCUGCAACAACAACCACAGCUGCUCCAACCACAACCACAGCUGCCCCAACAACAACCACAGCUGCUCCAACAACAACCACAGCUGCUCCAACAACAACCACAGCUGCCCCAACAACAACAACAGCUGCUGCAACAACAACCACAGCUGCUCCAACCACAACCACAGCUGCCCCAACAACAACCACAGCUGCCCCAACAACAACCACAGCUGCUCCAACCACAACAACAGCUGCCCCAACCACAACCACAGCUGCCCCAACAACAACCACAGCUGCUCCAACAACAACCACAGCUGCCCCAACCACAACCACAGCUGCCCCAACAACAACCACAGCUGCUCCAACAACAACCACAGCUGCCCCAACCACAACCACAGCUGCCCCAACUACAACCACAGCUGCUCCAACAACAACCACAGCUGCCCCAACAACAACCACAGCUGCUCCAACAACGACCACAGCUGCUCCAACCACAACUGCUCCAACAACAACCACAGCUGCCCCAACCACAACUGCUCCAACAACAACCACAGCUGCCCCAACAACAACCACAGCUGCUCCAACAACAACCACAGCUGCUCCAACAACAACCACAGCUGCUGCAACCACAACCACAGAUGCUGCAACAACAACCACAGCUGCUGCAACCACAACCACAGAUGCUGCAACAACAACCAUAGAUGCUCCAACAACAACCACAGCUGCACCAACAACAACCACAGCUGCCCCAACAACAACCACAGCUGUACCAACAACAACCACAGCUGCCCCAACAACCACUGCAGCAACAACAACCACUGCCGCUCCAACAACAACCACAGCUGCUUCAACACCAACCACAGCUGCUUCAGGAGCCGCCAACAAUGUGCCCGGAGCAACCACAGCUUCAGCAGCAACCAACAAUGUGCCCGGAGCAACCACAGCUUCAGCAGCAACCAACAAUGCAGCCGGAGCAACCACAGCUUCAGCAGCAACCAACAAUGCAGCCGGAGCAACCACAGCUUCAGCAGCAACCAACAAUGCAGCCGGAGCAACCACAGCUUCAGCAGCAACCAAUAAUGCAGCUGGAGCAACCACAGCUUCAGCAGCAACCAACAAUGUGCCCGGAGCAACCACAGCUUCAGCAGCAACCAAUAAUGCAGCUGGAGCAACCACAGCUUCAGCAGCAACCAACAAUGCAGCCGGAGCAACC